Messenger RNA from Purpureocillium lilacinum, 1542 nucleotides. RefSeq lists its product as uncharacterized. The record is from RefSeq and is a predicted model, not a curated record. NCBI's taxonomy places the organism in Eukaryota, Fungi, Ascomycota, Sordariomycetes, Hypocreales, Ophiocordycipitaceae. Gene Ontology annotation, biological process: polysaccharide catabolic process. Gene Ontology annotation, molecular function: chondroitin hydrolase activity.
AUGGGCAGCCUCACAUCUUCCUCGCUGAACGGCGUGGCGGUCAUGAACGGAGAAGUAAAGCAGGCUAAUGGCGCCAAGCCCUCGCGCCCCCUCGAAGUACUGGCCGAUCGCAACGGCGACACCAAAGUCGCAGCUGUCUCUUCACAGCUGAGGGACCUGUAUUCCGACAGCGCGGUCCUCAAAAUUUGGAAGACGGCGACGGAGCACCUCGGGCGGAAGAACCCGCCAGAGACCUUCCCCGAGACCGUGCCGCAAUCUGGUCCCGAUUUUGGUGUCUACCAAUAUCGUGACGCCGAGUUCUGGACAUGUGGAUUCUUCCCAGGCAGCCUGUACUGCCUUUUGGAGAGGUCGAUCAAAUACCCGCAGCACUUUCUCAAAGACGGGGGCAAUGAAACCGUCACCGGAGAGUCGCGGCAGCAGCUACGAGAUGGCCUUCUUCAGGUGUGCCGCGACUGGGCGCAGCCGCUUCACGAGAUGGCGUAUCGAACGGACACCCACGAUAUUGGCUUUAUAGUCGAGCCGGCAUUGAGGCGCGACUACGAGCUGACCGGGAAUGCAAAGAGCCUAGGGUCAAUUCUGACUGCGGCUGAAAGUCUGGCGAGUCGCUACAACGAGAAAACCUCGGCGAUCAGAAGCUGGGACACGUUUGUGAACAAUCACCACGGGUUCUCAAGCAAAGAAAACUGCUUCCUUGUCAUCAUUGACAGCAUGUGCAAUCUGGACCUGCUGUACUACGCCGGACACCACGCUUCGUCGCAACGACUCAUUGACAUUGCAACGGCACAUGCUCACACUGUACGGCAAACUCACUUGCGAGAGAUACCUUCCGAGAACUCCAUGUACACUCAAUACUCGACUUGUCACGUUGCCAACCUCUGCUCAGAAUCGGGCAAGGUCGCUCAGCGCCUGACAGCGCAGGGUUAUGCGGACGACUCGACAUGGGCGAGAGGUCAGUCUUGGGGUAUUCUGGGCUAUGCGCAAACAUACAAUUGGACCAAGGACCCUGUGUUCCUCGCGACAGCCUGCGGGCUGGCCGAGCAUUUCAUUCAGCGGAUGGAAUCUGCGCCACUGUCGGUUGAGGUGACCCUGCCGAAUGGCACCAGAACUGGACGCUACGUUCCUCUGUGGGACUUUGACGCCCCUAUUGACGAAAGCGAUCCUCUGCGGGACAGCUCCGCCGGCAUGAUUGCUGCAAAUGGCCUGCUGCUGCUUCACAGCUCCUUGAAUGCCACUGGCGACACAGCGGGCGCGCGGAGGUUCUUCGAUGCCGCUAUGCGGAUUGUCAAGGAGACGCUUAAGCUAUGCUACAGCACCGACAAACUUCGGCUAGUUGUCCGGGACGGCGAGGGUGGAGGGGUAACCGUCGCCGCGGAACAUGAAGGCAGUGGCCAUGGCGACCCGCCGUUUGAUGCGAUACUGAUGCGUGCCACCGCAAACUUCAACCGAGACUGGACGGACAAGUACGCGAACCACGGCCUUGUAUACGGCGACUACUAUUUCCUCGAGUUCGGAAAUAGGCUUUUGCAAGCGGGCAUAUGCUGA